CUCGCAGAAAUAUUGUCCCAUAUUUUUGGUGCAGCAGCCUUUUAAGAAAGUGGGUUAAAUUGGUAGUGCGCAAAGUAGUUAUCUGUCUCACUCAAACUACCAAACGUGAGUGAGGUCGCAUUUAGGGACAUUGCAAAAACGUUCGGUGAAUUAUUCUCUCUGGAUAAGAAAAGCGCGGCAGAUGAGCCAAAUGAUUUACAAAGGAAGCGACGAUUUAGAUGAAGAUGAAGACCGACCGCGAAUAGCGCUUCCGUUUAACUGCAGCGGAGAACCUCUCGAUGAAGACCAUGUCCCCACAACAGGUGACGAGUAUUUGCGGAAGGUCCACCAGGAAGCCAGAAACUGUCCACAGGUUCUUGUAGCUUCAAUAGAUCCCUUAAAACUUCGUCCAAGUUCUGGUGUCAUUCCAAGAACGCCUUCUGAUUUUGAAAAACUACGCCCUCUAGUUGGUUUUGAACCUUCUAUUGAGUGGCAGCUUGAACAAGUAUCUCUAUUUUCGGAGGUGCGACAGAGAUUUGCUUUCGAAAAACAGCAACGAAUUUCACGAAAUCCUCGACCGAAACCUGACGAAGUCUUGAGCGGCAUUUCUAGAGCAGAGGAAUGGCUAGAAAAAAUCGAAAAUGAAACUAUCGUUCCCUUGGUUAGCAUAGUGACAUUAAUCCCGGGUGCGCGGAUACUCCAGCUAAUAUGCUGGCAUACUGAAUUAAUUCAGAGGAGAUUCACAGCACAGCAAGGUCGUUGGCUAUUUGCUCUUUUAGCAGCGUUAGAGAAACCGUUAUCGCCCGAAGCAUGUGAUUCGAUCCGAGCGUUGGCCCGGGCAGCGUCUAAGGCAAGGGCAGCUAUUGGUGAUUAUAGUGCUGGCCCUUCGCAAGAGGACACCGCGGAGGUGAUAAAACAUCGGGAGCACAUUACAGCAUUAAAUCUGAUCAUUUGUCUUGUGAGCAGAUAUUUCUCGCAAACUGAUUUAGCUGAUUGAAUAUAUAACUAAUUAAUAAUUAUUAUACAUUUUGGUGGGAUUCAACAGUCUUCGAUGUUAGCUGUGGUUUGAUUAAUAAUCUAUGAAAAUAAA
Molecule: messenger RNA, 1069 nt
Organism: Varroa destructor (honeybee mite)
Lineage: Eukaryota; Metazoa; Arthropoda; Arachnida; Mesostigmata; Varroidae
Gene: Gem2
Product: Gemin 2
Biological process (GO): spliceosomal complex assembly; spliceosomal snRNP assembly
Cellular component (GO): spliceosomal complex; SMN complex; nucleus
Source: RefSeq, a predicted model, not a curated record